AUGGCUGGCUCGGUAUUCAGGGUGGCCUUCGCGGCCCUCCUCCUGUUCCAAUCAUGGACAGCGGCAUACGUCAAGAGGCAGAGAGAGAACCAAUGGGUCGAUAUUUGGGGGUCCAUGCCCCAGCUCGUCGAGCCGGCCAACCUGCCUCCUGCGCCAUAUAAUGCCACCGGCGUGGUCUUCCAAGAUGCCACCAUCCGCCAGACAAUCUUCCUCACGCAGUCAGCCCCCAAGAUCCGUCUCGUCAUCUCGAACGUCUUCGGCGGCUCGGAUCUGCCCAUUUCAGCAGCCACCAUCGCGCUGCCCCUGAACGGAUCUGCCGGGACGUCAGCCGUCAAGCCUGAGACCCUGGUGCCGCUCACCUUCUCGGGCGGCCUGCCGAACUUCACCAUCCCCAACGGGGCACGCAUCAUCUCGGACCCGGUCGACUUCCCCGUCACGGCGCAGCAGGUCCUGACCAUCUCCCUGUACCUGGCCUCGGGGCAGACGACAAACAGCAUCACGGGCCACCCAGGCAGCCGGACGACGUCAUUCUACGCGCCGGGCAACCAGACGGGCGAGGCCGACCUCUCGGCCGACCCGGCGACCCAGAGCAGCGCGCACUGGUACUUCAUCUCGGCGGUGGAGGCGUACCUGCCCACGUCGGAGACGUCGGGCGCCGUGGCCAUCGUGGGCGACAGCAUCACGGACGGGCGCGGGAGCACGACGGACCAGAACAACCGGUGGCCCGACAACCUGGUGCGGCGGCUGCAGGCCGCCAACGCGACGGCGCUGCAGCGUGGGCUGGCAGUCGUCAACCAGGCCGCGGGCGGCAACCGCGUGCUCGCCGACGGGCUGGGGCCCAACGCCCUGGGGCGGAUCGACCGGGACGUGCUGGCGCAGUCGGGGGUGCGCUACGUGGUGGUCUUCGAGGGGGUCAACGACAUCGGCACCGCGGCCGCGACGGCGGCGGCGCAGCAGGCCGUCGGCGACAGGCUGCUCGCGGCGUACGCGCAGGUCAUCGGGCUCGUCCACGCCAGGGGCCUGCCCGUCUUCGGGGCGACGAUCACGCCGUUCGGCGGCAACGCCUCGGUGCAGGCGUACAGCGACCCGGCGCGGGAGGUCACGCGGCAGAGGGUCAACGCGUGGAUCCGGACGUCGGGCCGCUUCGACGGCGUCGUGGACUUUGAUGCCGCCGUGAGGGACCCGGCCAACGGGACGAUGCUGAGCCCGCUCUAUGACAGCGGGGAUUACCUGCACCUCAACCCGGCUGGGUACGUGGCCAUGGCGCAGGCCGUGGACCUGAGCCUGUUUGAGAAGUUCAGGGACGGUGUCGAUGAGGAGGUUUAG
This is a messenger RNA of Diaporthe batatas, 1326 nucleotides long. RefSeq lists its product as uncharacterized. Lineage: Eukaryota; Fungi; Ascomycota; Sordariomycetes; Diaporthales; Diaporthaceae. The record is from RefSeq and is a predicted model, not a curated record. The transcript has 2 exons. The coding region runs from base 1 to 1326 and encodes 441 amino acids.